AAAAGAGAUAUAAAAGGAAGUGGAUAAUCAAUGAUCCUCAGUUGAAUUUUAUAGCCGGAAUAAUGAAGUGCUUUUCAGUUUUUGUGAUCGUUUGCUGUGUUGUAUCGUGUGUAACAGCACCACCACCGCCCGCUCAGGAGCCUCCACCACCCGCAUUAGUCACAGGAGCAAGUUAUAUAUUGCAAAAAAGCUGCUCACCAGUGAACUCCCUAGUACUACUUGGAGUCUCAAAAGCAGCUUCUGAAGGUGUUACAAAAUAUCAAGAAACAAAAGACGUAGCCCUCGCUCUCAAGGUCGCAGCUAAUUCCGGUUUUCAAGGCGCUGCGGAUUUUUUGACGUGCGCUUCAAAUGCGUGCAUUGAUGUGGCUGCUGCAGGCUGUGGCAUUGCCAAAGAUAUUUAUGUUGGGAAAGAUGUUAAACAAGCUGUUGUUGAACGAACUAAACUAAUAACUGAAGCAGGAGAAUAUCUAAAAUAUGAAUUCACUUCAAAUCCAAAGGGAAAAGUUGCCAACGCAAUGGUAACCGGCGGAAAUGUCGCAAUGACAUGGUUUUUUGGACCAUUCAGCGGAUAUAUUACUGCCGCUCUAGCUAAAGCUGCUGCAGAUGGCAUCCAAAAAUACCACGAGACAAAGGAUAUAGCAGCUGCAGCAAACUUAGCAGCUCAGACAGGCUUCAAUAGUGCCGCAAGUUUCAUCUAUGCUGCAGCUGGUCUCGUAACCUCUGGCUCUGAAUUAGUUAAAGAUCUAGCUGUAGAUCAUGUAGAUCCAAAAGAAGCGGUUAAAAAACGCGGACAUCAAGCUUUGGAAAGUAUUAUUGAUCCAAUGGGUACUAAGAAAAAAUCAACAACAGCGAGAAAUCCACCACCCACACCUAGCCAAGCCGGUCCUUCAAACAGAAAUAUUAAACCAAAGACAAAAUAGCGAAUAAGAUUCUCAUUUAAAUAUGAAUCUUUUCAAAAAAAAAUAUGUUGUCUACCUCACCAUUAAAGAAGCUUUUUUCUGGUUUGAAAUAAAUAAAUACACAUGAAAACUACUCAUUAA
Messenger RNA from Contarinia nasturtii (swede midge), 1040 nucleotides. RefSeq lists its product as uncharacterized. NCBI's taxonomy places the organism in Eukaryota, Metazoa, Arthropoda, Insecta, Diptera, Cecidomyiidae. The transcript is spliced from 10 exons. The record is from RefSeq and is a predicted model, not a curated record. The coding region runs from base 63 to 920 and encodes 285 amino acids.